This is a messenger RNA of Aureobasidium melanogenum CBS 110374, 648 nucleotides long. RefSeq lists its product as uncharacterized. The record is from RefSeq and is a predicted model, not a curated record. The transcript has a single exon. Bases 1 to 648 code for a protein of 215 amino acids. NCBI's taxonomy places the organism in Eukaryota, Fungi, Ascomycota, Dothideomycetes, Dothideales, Saccotheciaceae.
AUGUUCGCCCUGUCCUCUUUGACAUGGCGCUUCUUUCGGCCUUUCACAUGCACAGGCACAGCACACUCUCUCUGGUCAUUGCGCCGUCUAGCUUACUCGACUAGUCAAGACAACGAGGUCGAUCCAGGAUAUUUGUUUGCUCUUAGGAAACAGGAUCCCUCGGCUUAUGCCAAAUGGCGCUAUCACAACGACCCUGAAUUCCGCGAAAGAAUGAAGCUGGCGCGACGUAAAUACCUAAGAAGACCUGAGAUCAGGAAGAGGAAGCUUCAUAUCAGUCGCACCCCCGAAAGCGUACAAUACAUGCGCGAAUAUGAUCGUUCGCUUGACGAGCGCAAGCUUCACAUGCGACGACGCUCUCAACGCCUGUUUCGUAUAUUGAGUGAAAACAGAUGGAUCAGAGAAGGUUGGACCUGGAAGCUGCACACACCCGUCAUUACUCCUGACCGCGUCGACCACCAUUGCACCGCUUGCCAGAAAGAUUGCUUUCUUAGGGUCUGGUGGGCCACCAAGGCUGAGCCCACCACUUAUAUCUGCAAUUCCUGCUUUGCCAGCCACUUUGAUCUCAUGGUUCCUGAGGGCCAACACAAAAGGCUACCUCAGAUCUUCACCUCUCCUGAUUACCCAUCACCUUCAUCUGCAAAGCCAUGA